CGUUUACCAAAAAAAAAAAAAAAAUCUCCCAUGGCGUCCACUCUGCUUCACUUCCUUUCUCCCCCAAACCUUCUUACUAACCGUAUCUCAAGCCUCUUAUCAAUCUCCAACAAUAACCCACCAAAACCAUUACAUUUCACCAUCAAAUGCACGUCUCCAAACUCACACAAUUCAUCUCCAAAUCAUCAACCUGCAGAUUUCCCAUCUCCAAUCAACCACGAAACAACCAUAAGCCCGGAAAACUUCCCCAUCGAGAAACGAAGAAGAUCCGAAAUCAUCCGAGAAAGGAAGCCGAGACCCGAGAUUGCAAAAUCGGAGCCACCGAAUUUCGAGGUGGGGUGGAGGAGGACGAAGGAGAUCAACUUGGAGAAGCCGACGGGGUAUGUGAUAAUGGAUUUUUUGGAGAAGUUGGAAGGGUUGAUGGGGAGAGAGUUCGGGUCCACGGAGCUGUUGGGUAAAGCGGGGGAAAUCGUGGCGGAAAGGGCGAGGGAAGAAGCCGAAGUGUUGAGGGAUGAAGGGAAAGUGGAAGAUAGGAUGGUGACGGAGUUGUCUAGGGUUUUGAGGUUGAUGGAAAUGGAUUUGGCUAUGGUGAAAGCUGCUGUGAAAGAGGAGACCUUGAAUGAGAGGCUGGAACAGGCUAAAGCUAGGUGCAGGCAAGCCAUUAUUGUGGCGAAUUCUUUUUGAGAGGAAAGGUAUAAAAUUUGGAA
Molecule: messenger RNA, 707 nt
Organism: Hibiscus syriacus
Lineage: Eukaryota; Viridiplantae; Streptophyta; Magnoliopsida; Malvales; Malvaceae
Exons: 1
Coding region: 31-684 (217 amino acids)
Source: RefSeq, a predicted model, not a curated record